GAUCUGUUCUUCUUCUUCUUCUCUCCACAGUGGAAGGCGAAGGCGUCAAUCACGAUCUCCUCAUCGUUCUUCUUCGAUCUACGCGCGAUCACUGUUGCGUUAGCUCCGCCCGCCUCUUCUGUCUCCCCUUGCAUGUCUUCCGUCUCCACGUCUCUUCGGCACAUCGUGCCGGAGAACUCAUCCACCAGAGCGAUCGCGGCAUUUCGCCGAGUUCCAUGUUGCGUUGACGGGCGGAAGCUCGCGUCUCGUAACGCCCGUCGUUGGGCGCCGGGAUUAAGAGCGGACGAGAAGCGGUGGGGAAACGUGAAGGCUGUGACGAGUCCGGACUGCGACGGUCCUACGACUGCUACCGGCAGAUCCAAUGUUCCUAUCUUGUCUGGUUCUGAGGUUGUAGAAAGGCUUAAAGCGUUCCAUGAAAACAGAACUGGAGAGCAAAAUUACUUGGCCAUGUACUCCAGCAUUUUUGGUGGAAUUACCACAGAUUCUGCAGCAAUGGUGAUUCCCAUGGAUGAUCACAUGGUCCACAGAGGGCAUGGUGUUUUUGAUACUGCUGCUAUAAUGGACGGGCACCUAUAUGAGCUAGAUCAGCAUCUGGAUCGUUUCUUGUGGUCUGCAUCAAUGGCAAAAAUCCAGCUCCCUUUCGAUCGAUCAACUAUAAGGAGUAUCCUUAUACAAACUGUAAGUGCCUCAAAAUGUAUGCAAGGGUCACUAAGGUACUGGCUCUCUCCAGGACCUGGAGAUUUCUUACUAUCUCCAUCUGGAUGUCCAAAUCCUGCUCUCUAUACCAUUGUGAUUGAAGGCUCAUCCUUACCAGUCUGUAGUGGUGUUAAAGUAAUAACAUCUUCCAUCCCAAUGAAAUCUCAACAAUUUGCGGUGAUGAAGAAUGUUAAUUACCUGCCAAAUGCGCUCUCCAAAAUGGAAGCUGAAGAAAAUGGAGCAUUUGCAGCAAUUUGGUUGGAUGAUGAAGGGUUUGUUGCCGAGGGCCCCAACAUGAAUGUCGCUUUUGUUACUGCAGACAAAGAGCUACUCAUGCCUUAUUUCAACAAAGUUCUCAGUGGAUGCACAGCAAAACGAGUGCUAAGCCUCGCAGAAGAACUCGUAGCGGAUGGGAGACUUAGUGGAAUCAAGUUGAGGAAUAUAACAGUUCGGGAGGGGAAGACAGCAGAGGAGAUGAUGCUCAUCGGAAGUGGAAUCGUUGUGAAGCCUGUUCUGCAAUGGGAUGAUCACGUCAUCGGUGCUGGCGAGGAAGGUCCUGUUGCACAAGCUCUGUUUGAAUUGAUUUUGGAUGACAUGAAACAUGGUCCGCCUUCUGUAAGAACAUCUGUGCCGCUUGAAUGGUGCAAUUGGCAUGGUUUUCUUGCGCCAUUGGCGUGCAUGAUUAGAAGAAAGUCGAACUGUGUUACCUUCGAUUGUACUAUUUACUUGGCAUAUAAUUCUGUUCUUACCCAAGCAUGCAUGGGAGUUUCUUCAAGUAAACGUUCAAAGUCUUUCCCUGACGAUGACAUAAUGGUGUAGUUGAAGAAA
Musa acuminata subsp. malaccensis (wild Malaysian banana) is the source of this 1524-nucleotide messenger RNA. Lineage: Eukaryota; Viridiplantae; Streptophyta; Magnoliopsida; Zingiberales; Musaceae. The record is from RefSeq and is a predicted model, not a curated record.